Messenger RNA from Colletotrichum lupini, 600 nucleotides. RefSeq lists its product as uncharacterized. NCBI's taxonomy places the organism in Eukaryota, Fungi, Ascomycota, Sordariomycetes, Glomerellales, Glomerellaceae. The coding region runs from base 1 to 600 and encodes 199 amino acids. The record is from RefSeq and is a predicted model, not a curated record. The transcript is spliced from 5 exons.
AUGACUUUUUACACGCUGCGCGCUGCAACUGCUUCUCGCUUGUAUCCAGUGGAACGUGUGACACUGAGAGCAGUCUUUGGAUUUGAGGAAAUAUGCGCCCUCUUCGACGCGUUGAUUGCAGCUUGCGUCUUGCGAUGGUGGGUAGAACGACCCCUAGAUGAAGGAAGCAUGCCCCAGGAGAAACACUGUCCGCUAUUCAGCGGCAGCCAGUGGAAACGCGAUCGAAGAAACACCACGAGUGGCAUGCAGGGGUCGCUGUAUCAGGCACUCCAUGAGGCUCUGUCCACGAUUACGACGGGGUCAAACAGAACGCGGGGCAGUCGAUUUGAAGAUUUCUCCGGACCCGAUAUGGGAUGGAGCCGAACGAUGGACCAUGUGAGGCCCAGGUUCCUGGGUCUCAUUAGGCUUCUUCACAUGAGCUCACACCACAUGUAUCGGACUCUGUUCGUGCUAUACAGCGGGUUCCGCGAAGCAUACAAAUGGCAUAAAGUGGUUGAGAUGCAACCCAUUUGUCCUUCAUUUACAAAUAGACAACGAAGUUCGUCAAAGUUCGAAUAUGCAUGGCAAAUGCGCCUCGGGGUGACCUCUGCUGAAUGUUAA